AUGACUGAUACAAGCCCUCCGCCAGAAGCGCAACGCUUUGGUAGAUCGCAGACGCCCGAAAGCCCUCGACCUGUCCAUAUACCCGAGCCUUCAACCAUUCCCGUCUUGCUGAAUCAAAUGGACCCAGUCUUCAAUGACACCGCCACCUAUAACAUUCCUCAUAAUCAAACCUUUUCUCCUUACUCAGACUCUGCCCGCGCUAUGAAUGAACCCAAUUCUGACGAACAAGACGCCGUUCAAAACUUCUUACGAGGCGCCGAGGAAGAAAAUGCCCGUUUCGAGAAUGAUGCUCAGUUCCCAGAUACAAAUGGCCAGACUACCCAGAGUGGUACUUCUAUCGAGUCUACGCUUCUUCCAGCCCUUGCAAGUACUUCCACAUUUCCGCAAUCGUCUGAGCCAAAUGCACACACAUCCCAAGAUGUCUCCAACCAGGCCCAAACUGCAGCGCAGACAGGCAAUGAAACUUCGUCGAUCACUGAGUCCAAUGCCAAUGUUAGCAAUGGAAAUUCUAGCCUUCCAACUACUGCUGAGAGCACAUUUGAGCCAGAGUCUACCGUGAAGCCCAACCCUCGGUCAGCAAAAGGUGGAGUAGAUUAUCAGUCACUUCUGGACACCAUUUCUCGAUCUACCUCUACUGCCCCUGCUGCAGAUCCUGUUUCUGCCCCAACUGCUGCUGCAUCGCUAGUCGACCAAGGAUCCAAUCCAUUUCCUCCAAUUCCCGGUUUACCCCCCAAGCCACCGGCGCAGGCGAAUCCUCCAGAAUCUCCCACUUAUUACACAUAUUCUAACUCCAGAAGCGACCCUCGAGAACAGUACCAAACAGUGAACCACGAUGCUUCCAAACUCAACGGUACAGAGACAACUACGUCCCAACCUGCCAUUCAAGGCAUCCUUACCCAAGCCCCGGGCACCUGGGAUCAGACCGCCAGCCAAGUAUUGCCCAGAAACGCUGAACCUUCUUCCGCCAGCAAUCUUCUUCAAUCAUCCGAAUCGUCGAUAUCAACCGAUCUGAACGAACGUCCGUGGACUCCGACGACUCAAGCCCUGUAUGAUCGAUUUCUCGAGGAUGAACGACGGUAUGUUACGGAAGGGAUAUGGGAUAAAUUUCCUCAAGGUUCUCGGCUUUUUGUCGGUAAUCUGCCAUCGGAGAAAGUUACAAAGCGUGAUCUCUUCCAUACAUUCCACAAACAUGGCCGAUUGGCUCAAAUAUCAAUAAAACAAGCGUAUGGUUUUGUCCAAUACUUGGAAGCAUCGUCGUGCCAAGCUGCGCUUCACGCAGAACAAGGUGUCGAAAUUCGAGGAAGGAAAAUUCAUUUGGAGAUUUCUAAGCCUCAGAAGAACACAAGAAGUCAGGGCCAAGGCAACAAAAGACGUCGAUCUCGCUCUCCGGAUCGUGGAGUCACACGCCAGAAUGACCGAUAUGGUCGCUCAAACUUUAGUGACUUCCGAGACCAACCCAAUAGGCGUGACGACUAUCGCCCUAGACGUUCGCCUUCGCCUCGAAGUUAUCGCACCAGAGACGAUUAUCGCCAAAUUGGUCAAAGCCCACAAUUUGGCUCUGAUGGAAGACCCAGGUCCCCGUAUUCAAGCAAUUUCCCACCGGCAAAUCUUCCCGGAUAUGACGAAGAGGCUUUGUUGCCUCUGCCGCGAAGAGAACCAGCGGAUGUUCCGGACGUACAGCUCCUCAUUAUCGACCCUUCAGUUGCACGAAGCUUUAUCAAUUGGAUCGAGCAAGGUUUCCGUUCUAAAGGGUUGCGGGCUUCGACCAUCUGGCUCAGCCCUCGACUCCCUCUUAGUGCCGUCGUGAAAAGGCAGAUUAUUGAAGGUGUCCAAGCAGUGGUCAAAUUGACUCAAAGUGCUCAAUUCAACAGCAAGAUUCCUCUCCAAGUUUUCGACCGAAGCACAGGAGCUUCGAACGUCAAUUUCAACGAAUAUGUCGACCUUGAUAUCCCGGUCGCGGCGGACAUUGUCCUUCAUGCCCGACAAAAAGAACGAGGAACUGUGCAGCUCAGUCCUCAAGGCUUUCCACCACAGGGAUACCCACAGACACCGUUUGGCCAUCACCCGGCUCCUCAAUUCGCACCCCAAUUGCCUCCAAAUUUCCCACAGCCACAGCACAAUCAAUUCCGGUACAGCCAACAAUCUCAAUAUCACAGCCAGGUGCAGACGCCUUUAACUCCCAAUUCGUCCGCUCCGAAUCUACAGCAGCUACUGGCGAACCUUCGGCAGCCUGGAGAGUCACAGAAUAGUACGUCAACUACAAGCGAGAAACCUGCGCCUGAUCUUGCGGGCAUUCUCAGCAAUGUAGCUCGUCAACAGAGUCAAGCUGGGCAAUUUCCUCAACAAUCGCCUCCUUCUCAACAACCACCAAGUUAUGGUAACGCUCCAGCAUAUGGAACUGGGCAACAACCACAACAAAAUGUACAAAAUAUUAUGGAGACUUUGGCGAGAUACAAUCGUUAA
Messenger RNA from Rhinocladiella mackenziei CBS 650.93, 2463 nucleotides. RefSeq lists its product as uncharacterized. The record is from RefSeq and is a predicted model, not a curated record. Bases 1 to 2463 code for a protein of 820 amino acids. Gene Ontology annotation, molecular function: RNA binding. Lineage: Eukaryota; Fungi; Ascomycota; Eurotiomycetes; Chaetothyriales; Herpotrichiellaceae. The transcript is spliced from 2 exons.